Molecule: messenger RNA, 834 nt
Organism: Eruca vesicaria subsp. sativa (arugula)
Lineage: Eukaryota; Viridiplantae; Streptophyta; Magnoliopsida; Brassicales; Brassicaceae
Source: the annotation of a GenBank genome assembly
AUGGUAUCCUCUUUUCUGUCUUCGUUUUAUCCUUUUAAGAAAUCUAACAAAAGAAGAAAUUCAAGCAAAAACAAAAGAAGAAAUUCAAGCAAAAACAAAAGAAGAAUCUCUCUAGAUUCUUUACCAGAAGAUCUUCUUGUGGAGGUUUCUUCAUAUACUGGAGCUCUCUCCUUGUCAUCUGUUCGUAAUCUCCGAUUAGUUUCCAAAACGUUUAGAAAAACCUGCGAUGAAACAUACGUUAUUUCUCGACUUUCCCUUCACGAACUCCCUCUUUUCCAUUGGUCUAAGAACCAAGAAAGGUUCUCUAACUUCUUCGAAAGAUGUAGAAGGCAUGAAAACCCUGAAGCCUUGUACCGCAAAGGACUUAUCAGCUACUUUCUUGAGAACCAAAAACAAGAAGGAUUCAAUUAUUUAACUAAAGCUGCGGGAAAAGGAAACAAAGAAGCAAACUAUGUUUAUGGAAUGAUCCUAAUUUGUGGCCGCAUCCCUGAAGGGACGGCUUUGCUUGGAGGUGAAACAAAGCAAGAGGGUUUCAAGGUCUUGUCUUCUUUAAUGAAACCAUUGAUGUCAAAAACAUUGAAAGAGUUGGUGGAACUUCGAGACAAGAUUAGAGGAAAAGUUUGGUGGCGUGGAAUACCUGUGAUGAAAGAGCUCAAAAGUGGGUACGUUCAAGAGAAGUGUAAGUGUGACGGCCGAACAAGCAAGUUCAUAGCAUAUAAUUGUGUUUGGCAUAGAUAUGGUGAGGACAAUGACAUGAAUACUUCUUGUGCUUGUGUUUCUUGUCUGUGGAAUCACGAAGUUCAACGUUUCUUUGAUAAUAUUCCAAGUGAAUGA